CCCCUCACCGGACACAUUGAGCAGCCCGGAGCGGUGACCGCGGAGGAGAAGAAAGAAGACGAAGAAGCGACGGCGCCCACCCCGCCCCCCUCCCCCCUCUCUCGCGGGACGAGGUCCAUAUCUGACGCAUCCGCACCUUAAUUCGCUGGAAUCGCUCGGCUCCGGCGCGCCGGCUCGCGAGGAGUCCCCGCUAGUUCACGACUCGCGACGCGGCCGCACAAGCGACGUCACAUAAGGCGAGUAACGGGACAGCGAUGAGACGUUACGGCGUGGCGGCGCUCUAAUCGCAUGUGCUGGCUCGGGGCUCUGCGCUCGGAGAGGCGACGCGAACAGGCCGCGCGAGCGGAGUCCGUCCGUCGCAUUUAAGGGCGAUUUUAUUCGAGCGGCUAGUUUAGCGAGGAAGCCGCAUCCGAUGCUCGCGCUUUCGCUCUCGUGCGCUUUUGAAUUAGGGUUAGCUAGGCGGCUAACCGGGGUGCGCUGAUGAGCCGCUGUGCGUGUGUCUGUGUGCGUAGCGGAAUGAUGAUUAGAGGAAACCACCACCAGAGAGGCUCUAAUGGCUCAAAUUAAUUAUCAAACAUAUUUAAUAUUUUUGUUUUUGUUUUUUAAUACAGCCUUGUCGCUGGUAGGACCCGAUGGGCUCGUCUAUAAAUUAUAAAAAACUACCUUGCACGCGAGGAAUGAGGCCCACGUCUUAAUUUGGAAAACAAAGAAUUAGGCUACUGAAGAGCGUAAGCUGGUUAGAUAAGCUCGUUUUAGCAAUUUUAGUCGCGCUAGCAAGCUGGUUCGAGGAUUAGUGGUAGUAGCGUCUGGACCGCGCUGCUCCCCCCUGCCCCUCAAUUGGAGUAUUUUCUAUUUGUUUUUUUUCUCCGUUUUCGGGUCCCACGUUGCCUGUCCGCGUUCGUGCGCCGCGCCACAAUGAGCGGUCAAAGCGUGGACGCAGCAGCGCCGGCCGAAGUGGAGCCCAUGCCGGCGUACUUGGACCUCAUGAGCAGAGCCUCCACCGUGAUGCUGGGCGCGUGGAGAGACUGUGGCUCCUGCGGUCUGGAGCUCUCCAAACGGACUCUCCUGGAUAACGCGUACAUCACCUGGACCGAAAUCGCCCUGUUCCUCUUUAGCGCCUUUUUGUGGACGCAGGUCCGGCGGGGACUGACGGAGAGUCUGUUUCAGCCUCUAGCACAGUGGUGCAGGCUGCUGCCCAAAGAUGCUGCCAAGAUGCCGGAGAGUGCGUGGAAGCUGGUCUUCUACACCAUGUCGUGGUCAUACAGCACCUACCUGCUCUUCUUCACCUCCUACUCCUUUUUCCAUGACCCGCCGUCUGUCUUCUACAACUGGCAGAGCGGCAUGUCAGUGCCUGCAGACAUCGCCAUAGCCUACCUGAUCCAGGGCAGCUUCUACGGUCACUCCAUCUACGCUACAGUCUACAUGGACGCGUGGAGGAAGGACUCGGCCGUAAUGGUGGUGCACCACAUCAUCACGCUAGCACUCAUCAGCUUCUCCUACGCCUUCAGAUACCACAACGUGGGGAUCCUGGUGUUGUUCCUCCACGACAUCAACGACAUCCAGCUGGAGUUCACCAAGCUCAACAUCUACAUGAAGUCCCGAGGUGGAGGCUAUCACCUGCUCAACGACGUGCUGUCCAACAUGGGCUCCGUCAGCUUCAGCAUCACCUGGUUCUGGUUCCGUCUGUACUGGUUCCCUCUUAAAGUGCUGUACGCCACAUGUGUGUCCAGCCUUCAGUCCGUCCCCAACAUCCCCUUCUACUUCUUCUUCAACACGCUCCUCCUGGCUCUGCUGCUCAUGAACAUCUACUGGUUCUUGUUCAUUGUGGUUUUUGUAGUGAAAGUGCUAAAGAUGAAAGAGGUGAACGACGUCAGGGAGUACGAGGACGAGGACGGCAGCAAGGCGGCAUCCGGACUGCACAGAGAACCUCGGGCAGAAAACAGCGAUGGGGAUGCUGGACAUCACAUCUCUGCCCAGGGGAAGCCGGUGCAGAAUGGGGUCACCAAAGAGAAGCGCCUAUAACAGGCUCUCCGUCGCCACCACCUGGCACUGGGCUACAAGUGCAGGACCAGACGCCCUCGUUGGGCGGCUCACGUUUAAAAAAAAAAACAACGUGGCUGCAGGCGAGAGUGUCACGGAAAGAAAAAAGGGAGGAAAAUAGAAAGUGGGGUUGCAAUGGGUUUUUACUCUUUUUUCCAUUUGUCUUAGAACAUUUUAUUUCAUCACUGUCAUUUCGUUUUUGUUUUUAUUAGAGCGCUGUGAAUGUUAUUUCAGGUGACUUUUCUUUUGGUCUUAUUGUUGCAAACUUUAAAUUUUGAUAGAUUCCGUAGGAAGAGAAACCAGUUUGGAUUUUUGAGUUGGACUGUGAUUUUCUCGUACGGUAGUAGAGGGGCGUCCUGGCCGUGAGCAGCACUGCUGUGCCCAGACACGGAGCCUUUUAAAGGCCUGUCCGGGUUCUGUAGACAUUUUAGACCCAUAGUAACCUUUAGCGACCUGGUAAACAAGCAGUUGUGUGCUAGUUGUUUGACGAAUUCCUUGUCUCCUUUAAACCACCGCAGGAGAAACGGCAAAAAAAAGAAAAAUCAUGAUUCAAAAGGGAACCGUUGCGUUGUCAGCAUUCUCAGUAUCCUUUCCCACGGCUGCGAAGAGGCAUCUCUGGCACUACAAGCUGCCGUUUUACCACACGUAUUGAUUUUCAUAUCAUUGCACAAAUGAGUGGCGGUGACCACACAGCUCUGGCGUCCAUUAGUAUGAAUCGAAAAGCCACAUUGGUGUGUGUAGGAAUGUGUGUGUUAGGUGUUUCAGGAUGGAUGUAGCUGGAUCUUUAAAAUCCGUCACAACAUUUCACCUCUUAGUUUUUUUUUAGUUUUUUUUUUUACAUGUUAUCUUUAAAUGUUAUCUUGUACUGAUGAUCAAGAGGCAUUGAAAAUAUUUAAUUGUAGGGAAAAAGCGUUUUAUUCCUAUUAUUCUGUCUUUUCCUACGUGUGUUUGCAAAGCAUCUGUUGCUGCACUGACAUGAAGGCGUACAAGCUGGUUGCUGGUUUGAUGACAGCAAAUAGCUGAAAUUGAUUGACUGGGUUUCAGUAUCAUCCUCAUUACUUGAUUCGUUGAAAUAAUAUGGGUUUGAUUAACAUUUAUAACCAUUUUGCGUGUGUUGGCGGCUAUCGGGUUCGUAGACAAUUGGAACAAUAGCCCAGGACUUGUGUAAAGAUAAAGAUCAGUCGUAUGGAAAAAAUAAUAAUGUAUGCACACAUUGUGAUAUUCAGGAUUGCAUGACAUUGAAUGAUUUUGGAAAUAUGCUAUGAAUUUGUCCUCCAAGCAAUGAAGAAGAAAAAAAAUCCUCUAGCAAUGUAAUCAUAAUGUCUUUAUUAAUGUCUAAAAAUCAUGAUGAACUAUUUUUUUGAAGCAGCAGUAACCACUGAACACACAUAACGUUGGCUGACACGCACACACACACAAACCAGUGUGAGAUACAAUCUCCGUGGCAUUUAGACGUGUCCAUUUUAAGAUGUACUUCAGACACGCAUUAAAAGAUCAGAUUAUCUCGUUAUCUCUGGAAAUCCCGCUCAUCGGGAUAUCUGUAAUUCCAAAACAUUCAAAUUAGACUACAGCAAAAGGUGUUUUCCCUUCAAUCCAGGAGUUACUCUGGAUCCAACUCAUUUGUGUGUGUGUGUGUUAGUGGAAACAUCUGUUGCACCUGUAUAAAAAAGGGGAUAUUUCUAUUCUUCCUAUCUUCUCGAUCAACUUCAAGCUGUGUUUGGAUGAACAGCAUGCUUGUGCUGCUGGAGCGGGCCGCAGAUGUCGCGCUGCUUUAGUUUUAAUCUGUUUGUCUUCCACGAUCCCCAAAUCCGCACAUGAGGGGAGUUACAAAUAACUUUUAAUUUUAUAUCAAACUUUCACUUUUAUUGCUGUAUUUUAGAUUAUCAUCGUUGAUAUUUUGUUUUCUUUUUUGGAAUUGCUGCUGUCUUUUUUUCUCUGAGAACACUGUUGGUAUUCCAGUCUUGUUUUUUUCCUGCUGUAUACAAGUCGGAAAGUGUGUUUUUGUUCCUCUACAUUACAAACAUCCGGCUUUGGUCUCAACUCUC
Messenger RNA from Gasterosteus aculeatus aculeatus (three-spined stickleback), 4085 nucleotides. RefSeq names its product ceramide synthase 1 (gene cers1). Gene Ontology annotation, molecular function: sphingosine N-acyltransferase activity. Gene Ontology annotation, biological process: ceramide biosynthetic process. The record is from RefSeq and is a predicted model, not a curated record. Gene Ontology annotation, cellular component: membrane. Lineage: Eukaryota; Metazoa; Chordata; Actinopteri; Perciformes; Gasterosteidae.